AUGCAGCAAGGGGACGAGGCGUCAAGGCACUUGAUAGACGAGCUCAUGGAGAUCGAAAGACGCAUGUGCAACAUGCAGACAUACAAGGGAGCAGGCCUGGCCUAUGCACUCUCAGCGCAGUCAGCUCAUCUGCUGCAACGAGCCAACACGAGGGGUGGAGGGGCGGCAGGAGACAGCACUGCUGGCCUCGACUACAUGACCCCAUCAAUGGUCAACAUGCUGCACAAGUCACGAGCACACAGCGCUGCCUUCACAUCAUCCCCCUCCCCCUAUUCAUCAUGCCGCCACAGUCAUCCUCCUAACCGCCCCACGUUCCCCCCAUCACACCCGUCGCCACACGCUUCACCUCACCCUCCAUCACACCCGUCGCCACACGCUUCGCCGCACCCUCCAUCACACCCGUCGCCACACGCUUCGCCUCACCUGGAGGACUCGAGCAACAGCAGCAGCGGGUCGCUAGUGCUGCCUGCGCCUCACUCGGGGCCGUUCAUGGUUGGCAGGGAGUGCGAAACGCCCACGUUCCGAGGCCGAGGGGUGCCAAAAAACGGUAGAGGAGGAGGGGCAACUGCUGUUGCUGCUGCUGCUGCUGCUGCUGCUGCCGCCUCCUCCGGAUCUCCCUCUCAGCCAUUCUUUGACAGCAGGUAUGGGGCGAACGGGGCAAAUGGUAUGCUGGUUGCCGCAGCUGCAGCUCUCCCUCAGCCACCCUUGGACGGUUUGAGCAGUGGCACGCACAGCAACAGCUGCUCCUCUCAGCACGGUGGUGAGGUCUAUUUUGGCAAUGCCUAUGAGCAUCAACAGGGUGAGACAGAGGAUCUCUCAUUUGGUUCAGCUUCCUUUCAAUCCAGACCUCCAUCAAAAGCAGCGUGCCAUACACGCCGACAACAGCAGCAGCAGCAGCAGCAGCAGCAGCAGCAGCAGCAGCAGGGAGGAGUAGGGCUGAGGAGGCAAAGGUCUGGUGUGCAGCGCAGCAGCAAGCCAGCUCCCCUGGUGGUGCGCAGUGGGAUGGGUCUGGCUGCUGCUGUGGCAGCUGCUGCAGCAGGGGAUGGCCGACUGGACUCCUCUGCCUCGCUCUCCGCUGUGGCUCAUGCCCUCUCUUCCUCACCCCGUCCCGUGGAAGCAUGA
Molecule: messenger RNA, 1122 nt
Organism: Closterium sp. Yama58-4
Lineage: Eukaryota; Viridiplantae; Streptophyta; Zygnematophyceae; Desmidiales; Closteriaceae
Source: the annotation of a GenBank genome assembly